This is a messenger RNA of Drosophila nasuta, 1357 nucleotides long. Its product is annotated as retinol dehydrogenase 12-like. Bases 83 to 1003 code for a protein of 306 amino acids. NCBI's taxonomy places the organism in Eukaryota, Metazoa, Arthropoda, Insecta, Diptera, Drosophilidae. The transcript has 5 exons. The record is from RefSeq and is a predicted model, not a curated record.
AGAAGCUCGGAACUAUAUUCUGCGUCUCAGUCAACAUUAUAGCUAGUUAAAGUCAAGAUCAACAUAUUGCAAAAAAAUAAAAAUGUGCUGCAGAGCGGGUCAGUUUACAGAACAAACAAAUGAAGAGGGCAAGGUAUUCAUUGUAACCGGUUCCAAUACGGGAAUUGGUAAGGAGACAGUCUGGGAGCUAGCACGGCGUGGAGCCACCGUCUAUAUGGGAUGUCGAGACAAAGCCAAAGCGGAAGAGGCGCGACGUGAAAUUAUUGUGGAUACUAAAAACCAUAAUAUUCAUUUUAUUGAGCUCGACUUGGGAUCUCUGGAUUCUGUUCGCAAAUUUGUUGCAGAAUAUAAACAAAAACAAGAUAGACUCCACGUUCUGAUUAACAAUGCUGGAGUGAUGCUUGGUCCUCGCAAGCUGACAAAGGAGGGAUUUGAAUGGCAGCUGGGUGUUAAUCAUAUGGGCCCAUUUCUACUAACUAUCCUAUUAAUAGAUCUACUGAAGAAAUCUGCACCCAGUCGUAUUGUCAAUGUCUCCAGCGUAGCGCAUAGCUAUGGCAGGAUCAACACACAGGAUUUAAAUAGUGAGAAAUCCUACAGCGAGGUUGGCGCUUACAACCAGAGCAAGUUGGCGAAUGUAUUAUUCACACGCGAGUUGGCAGCACGCUUGGAAGGAACUGGAGUAACGGCCAAUUCUUUGCAUCCCGGUGUUGUCGAUACGGAUCUUUUCAGGAAUGUCAGAUUCAUAAACAACAACAAAUGUGGAGAAGCUCUGAAAUGUAUUGCCAAGCCUUUCAUCCGGCCAUUUAUAAAGACUCCCAAAAGUGGCGCACAAACUACUUUGUAUGCAGCUCUUCAUCCGGAUCUGGAACAUGUAACUGGUUUAUAUUUUAGUGAUUGCAGACCAAAAAAUGCAUCCAAUGCAGCCACAAAUGAGGAAACUGCAAAGUUUCUCUGGGCAGAGAGCGAAAAGUGGACAGGAGCCCCGACUGCUCCAUUGAAUUAACCGCCAAAGUUUCAUUUGUUAUCGAUCACUCGAAAUGCGAAGAUGUGGUGGUCGGCCGAUAUGCAAUCGAAUCAAGCGCGAUUUUCAAUAACAGCGAAAAAUAUGCAUUGCCAAUAACCCGUUUUAAAAAUUGCAAAAGCACAGCGCUAUGGUCAUUAAAAAUUACUUCUAUUUUCAAUCUACUCUCAAGUUUUAUUAAUACUAACAUCAAUGGUUUUCGAGAAGAAAUAAUAUCUUAAGUAAUGUGUCGCAAUACAAUGAAACUGUAAACUGUGUAAAAUGGUUUUUUUCGGUAUACAAAAACUACUCAGCAUCCUUUCUGCCCACAUUAAAAGCAAAGCCGUUUUUCUUUUU